AUGGCACUGUUCAAGUCACCAAAAAAUAGGAGGUCAUCAUCAUCGUCAUCUUACGUAUCAACCUUUACAAUAGUAGUCUUCAUCGCACUAUGUGUUUUUGGCGUCUGGACGCUAUCCUCCAACUCGGUAGUGUCACCUCAAACACAGAGCGAUGAAGACAUCUCAACGCGAACGGCCAUUGAUACUUCUACCGCCACCAAUGAUGAACUCUCUACAUCACAAGAUUCCCGACCAAAACCCGAACAAAAUCGAAAGGACACUACUACUGCUGCUGCUGUCUUCGGAGACAACCCUGGUCAUCUACCAGAUGAUGCCAUAAAAUCUGAUGAUAAAAGUUCCAACAAUGAGGCACAAAAGCAUCAAGGUGCUGCUGCUAUCAGUGACUCACAGCUUUCUGAGGAAAGCUCGUUAACGCAAAAAGAACAAGUCUCCGUGAUACAUGAAGCGGGUGCAGAUAGUGAUGUCAAGAUUAUUGAGCCUGAGAAAGUUCCACAAAGUGUCAAUGAAGUUGAAGCUUCUGAUGCAAACAAAAAGGACGAGGAAAUUGCAGCGGCAAAUAUUGUAGAACAAAGCAUGGGACAACAACAAGAUGUUCAAACUGUGGACACUCAAGGGCCUAAAGUGGAAGAAGAUGAAGCAAAUAAAGAACAAAUAAAAGAGGACAAAGGUGAGGUUGAAGUCAUAAAGAAAGAUGAGAAGGUAAUAAUACCAAAUGAAGAGAAGCUAGAUGUGGCACAGCAGGAUUCUGAUGCGGCUUCAAAGGACAUAAUCUCUCAGAAUGAAAACCAGAAAACAAAAGCAGAUAAGAAGAAGGGUGGAAAGUCUAAGAAGGAAUGGUCAACACAAGCUGCUCAGUCACAGAAAGAAAAAGGGAGACAGAAGGGUGAAUCAAACACUGUUGAUAAACUUGAAGAUCACACGUGGUUACUUUGCAAUAACACUGCAGGUGCUGAUUAUAUACCGUGUUUGGACAAUGAAAAGGCUAUAAAAUUGUUGCGUAGCACAAAACACUAUGAACACAGGGAAAGGCAUUGUCCUGAGGAUCCACCUACUUGCCUGGUGCCAAUUCCCUCAGGUUACAAAACACCCAUUGAGUGGCCUAGCAGCCGAGAUAAGAUAUAUUACCACAAUGUACCACACACGAAGCUUGCAGAGGUGAAAGGACACCAGAAUUGGGUGAAGGUGACCGGAGAGUUCUUAACAUUCCCUGGAGGUGGUACCCAAUUCAUUCAUGGAGCUCUCCAUUAUAUUGAUUUUGUCCAACAGGCUGAACCUAGCAUUGCAUGGGGAAAGCACACACGUGUGAUCUUGGAUGUUGGGUGUGGAGUUGGUAGUUUUGGAGGUUAUCUAUUUGAUAGAGAUGUCAUUGCAAUGUCUUUUGCACCUAAAGACGAGCAUGAAGCACAGGUGCAAUUUGCCCUUGAAAGAGGGAUUCCUGCCAUAUCUUCUGUUAUGGGUUCUCAAAGGCUGCCAUUCCCUGGUCGUGUCUUUGAUCUUGUACACUGUGCACGUUGUCGAGUUCCUUGGCAUAUAGAGGGUGGAAAGCUGCUUUUGGAAUUGAAUCGGGUUUUGCGACCAGGUGGUUAUUUUGCCUGGUCUGCUACUCCUGUGUACCAGAAGCUUGAAGAAGAUGUUGAGAUAUGGAAGGAAAUGACUACACUAACAAAGUCCAUUUGUUGGGAGCUUGUGACUAUCAACAAGGAUAAACUUAAUAAAGUUGGUGUCGCCGUUUACCGCAAACCCACUUCUAACGAAUGCUACGAGCAAAGGGAGCAAAACGAACCUCCAAUGUGUAAAGAAGAUGAUGAUCCAAAUGCUGCAUGGUAUGUACCUCUGCAAGCAUGCAUACACAGGGUGCCUGUAGACAAGGCCGAGAGAGGAGCCAAAUGGCCUGAAGAGUGGCCUCGUCGAUUACAGAAAGCUCCAUAUUGGUUAAACAACUCACAGAUUGGAAUCUAUGGAAAACCAGCUGCUCAAGAUUUUGCAGCAGAUAAUGAACGUUGGAAAAACGUUGUGGACGAGUUGAGCAACACUGGUAUAACUUGGUCUAACGUGAGAAAUGUCAUGGACAUGCGAGCUGUCUAUGGAGGAUUUGCAGCAGCUCUAAGGGAUCUUCCUGUCUGGGUAUUCAAUGUGGUGAACGUAGAUUCUCCGGACACACUUCCCCUCAUCUAUGAGAGGGGUCUUUUUGGGAUAUACCAUGACUGGUGUGAAUCCUUCAACACAUAUCCACGAACUUUUGAUCUACUGCAUGCAGAUAAUCUAUUCUCAAAGCUAAAAGAUAGGUGCAAACUAGUUGCUGUUAUGGCAGAGGUGGAUAGAAUAAUCAGACCGGGAGGUAAAUUGAUUGUCCGUGACGAAUCUACCACCCUCACCGAAGUGGAAACUUUGUUAAAGUCUCUACAUUGGGAGUUAAUCUUCGACAAAAUACAAGAGGGUAUCCUCUGUGCAAAGAAAGGAAAAUGGAGGCCUGAUUCUGUAGCUCCGUCCUCAUGAAAUGAUUAAUGAGCAAAAACAGUAGUGGUUUAAUACAAGGUGUAAUUAGAAACGAUGGUGUGCAGUGGCAAUAACGUAUGUUGGGCCUCUCAUCCACCUUCUGUGGCAUAAGCACAACAGUUGUCCAUAAAACGUAACGCUAUUAUUCUAUUGAUUUUCAUAACAUGUAUAUCUCAGUUCUCAAUAUAAUUAACCCGAGAUACAUAUCACA
Messenger RNA from Cajanus cajan (pigeon pea), 2707 nucleotides. Its product is annotated as S-adenosyl-L-methionine-dependent methyltransferases superfamily protein. The record is from RefSeq and is a predicted model, not a curated record. Gene Ontology annotation, molecular function: methyltransferase activity. NCBI's taxonomy places the organism in Eukaryota, Viridiplantae, Streptophyta, Magnoliopsida, Fabales, Fabaceae. Gene Ontology annotation, cellular component: cytoplasm; endosome; trans-Golgi network.